UACAUCCUCCAGCUUGAGUUUCUACAAAAAUAAUGGCACCACCACAGCCUCCAUCACCAUCCUUCUGUACCCCAUUCAAGUUCGUCAAACAUGCUUAUUAUUUCAUGCUCUCCAACAAAAUGAACCUCUUGUUCGCUUCCCUGGCCUUCCUGGCUGGAGCUCCAGCUUGUCUCUACGUUCAACACUUACUUCAAACGCAUCACUUGAACCUCCCUCCAUUGUUACUCUUACCUUCAUGCUCAGCCCUACUGUUCCUAGCCCACUACUACUUCAUGAACAGAUCAACACAAGUAUACCUAGUCGACUUUUCGUGCUUCAAACCGGCACUGUCAUGUCUGUGUAACAAGGAGAUGCUUUUGGACAGGGCAGAGCGAGUGGGUUUCUUGUCAGAAGAGAGCUUGAAGCUUGUGAGGAAGAUAGUGGACAGGUCUGGUUUGGGACCGGACACGUAUGUGCCUGAGGCUUUGUUGGAGGUUCCUCCUAAUCUGGCUCUGGUGGAGGCGAGGAAGGAGACAGAGACGGUGUUUUUCGGAGCAGUCGAUGAACUUUUGGAGAAGACGGGAGUGGAUGCGAGGGACAUUGAUAUUCUUGUAGUGAACUGUAGUGUGUUUAAUCCCACACCAUCUCUCGCUGACAUGGUUGUGAAUCGUUACAAGUUGAGAGGGAAUGUCUUGUGCUACAAUCUCAGUGGAAUGGGGUGCAGUGCUGGUGUUCUUGCCGUUGACCUUGCCAAUCACCUCCUAAAGGCUCAUCCAAACUCUUACGCGUUGGUGCUGAGCACAGAGAACGGAAUAUCGAGCAUGUACUGGGGCAACAACCCCUCUAUGCUCCUCGUAAACUGUCUCUUCCGCAUGGGUGGCUCCGCCGCCCUCCUCUCCUCCCACUCCUCCGACGCCCGCCGUUCCAAGUACCGUCUCCUCCACACCCUCCGGACCCACGUCGGUGCCGACGACAACAGCUACAACUGCGUCAUGCAGCAAGAAGACGACGAGCGGAAAGUCGGCGUCGCCCUCUCCAAAGAACUCAUGAACGUCGCCAGGGACGCCCUCAAAGUCCACAUCACAAACCUCGGGCCCCUCGUCUUACCCGUCUCUGAGAAACUCAAGUUUCUGGUUAACUUGAUUCAGAGGAAGGUGUUGAAGAGCAAGAUUGAAGGGUACGUGCCAGAUUUCAAACUGGCUUUUGAGCAUUUCUGUAUUCACACUGGUGGCAGGGCGGUUUUGGACAGAAUGCAGAAGAGCUUGAAUCUGGAUGACUGGUACAUGGAGCCCUCGAGGAUGGCGUUAUAUAGGUUUGGAAACACGUCUUCUAGCUCUGUGUGGUAUGAACUUGCUUAUUGUGAGGCUAAGGGGAGGGUGAAGGAAGGUGACAGAGUGUGGCAGAUGGCGUUUGGGUCUGGGUUUAAGUGUAACACUGCUGUGUGGGUGGCUCUGAAAACCAUUGAUCCUGCGUCUAAGAAGAGUCCGUGGAGGGAUGAGAUUCAUAACUUUCCUGUUAAAGCAACCUCCUAAUCACUCGGAUCAAUAGAACAAAUGGGAUAUCUCAGUUUCUGGAUACUGGAUUGGUGAUAUAAAUGCAGUUAUGUGUUUUUCUUUGAAAGAUUGAGAUGCUUCAGAUCUGAGAAAGGACGACGCGGCGUGGGGAUCUAGGAUAUUAAUUACGUACCAGUGGUGGAGACAGUUAUAGCUAGUUAUGGAUUCGGAAGGAAUUAUUAUGAUAUUAUUGAAGUAGUUAAUGCUAUUAUGACUAUCUAAGAAGGUUGUUGUCAAAAAAUCGAGCUACUUGAAUGUCAUUUCAGACUUCAGAUCAGGAGCUUGCCUAUUUGUGGUCAACUCUCUCUACUGUAUCUCUCAGCUUUGAUGAACUUAAAUUAUCGU
Messenger RNA from Prosopis cineraria, 1877 nucleotides. Its product is annotated as 3-ketoacyl-CoA synthase 2-like. The transcript has 2 exons. Gene Ontology annotation, cellular component: membrane. Lineage: Eukaryota; Viridiplantae; Streptophyta; Magnoliopsida; Fabales; Fabaceae. Bases 33 to 1511 code for a protein of 492 amino acids. Gene Ontology annotation, biological process: fatty acid biosynthetic process. Gene Ontology annotation, molecular function: acyltransferase activity, transferring groups other than amino-acyl groups. The record is from RefSeq and is a predicted model, not a curated record.